Symbiodinium natans is the source of this 282-nucleotide messenger RNA. NCBI's taxonomy places the organism in Eukaryota, Dinophyceae, Suessiales, Symbiodiniaceae. The record is from the annotation of a GenBank genome assembly.
AUGGCGAAGAUGCAUCGAUCGCCGUUGGCGGUGUUGCUGCUGGCAGCCGCGUGCUACGUUCUGAGCCUUGUGCCGGGCUUCGUUGCACCGGCGGAGGUCACCCAUGCGGCCCAUGCCAGUGCGGAGGCAGUCGUGGCAGGCAUCGCACCACUCAAUGAGGCAAGCUCCGUGCUCACAGCAGACCUGUCCCCGCUGGAGAACCCCAACAUCACCUUCGUGGUGCUGCUGUCCAUGUUCUCCAUGUCCAUCGCCCUGGUGGUGUGGGGGCGAAACGGCUUCUGA